Messenger RNA from Octopus sinensis (East Asian common octopus), 2216 nucleotides. RefSeq names its product zinc finger protein 2 homolog. Lineage: Eukaryota; Metazoa; Mollusca; Cephalopoda; Octopoda; Octopodidae. Gene Ontology annotation, molecular function: DNA-binding transcription factor activity; chromatin insulator sequence binding; RNA polymerase II cis-regulatory region sequence-specific DNA binding. Gene Ontology annotation, cellular component: chromosome. Gene Ontology annotation, biological process: regulation of transcription by RNA polymerase II. The coding region runs from base 181 to 1335 and encodes 384 amino acids. The record is from RefSeq and is a predicted model, not a curated record. The transcript is spliced from 6 exons.
CUGGUGAAUUAAAGUUGCAUAAAUUUACAAAGGAGUUGACAAUUUCCAUCUGCUGUUUUAGAUAUCGAGUAAGAUCGUGGACGGAAGAAAGAUUGCAUUAAAUUAUUCUCUGCAUGAAGUGACACAACGGAACAUAAACAUAUUCAUAGAAAUAAAAAACACAUUAUCGUUGUGAUAUGUAUGAUAAGUAAUUCUCUCCUAAUGAAUAAUUUAAGUAAACCAGAAAUCCCCAACACAGAGGAUAAGGUAUAUAAUUGUAAUAUCCGUGGUAAAUCCUUCCUUCAGUAUCGUUACUUAACUUAUCACCAACGUACACAUACAGGAGAGAAGCCAUAUCACUGUGAUAUCUGUGGUAAAUCAUUCUCUUAUAAUUGUCAUUUGGUUACUCACAAACGCGUUCACACGGGAGAGAGACCCUAUUAUUGUGAUAUCUGUGGUAAAUCAUUCUGUGAAAGUACGGUUUUGACGAAAUAUAAGAAGAUUCAUACUGGUGAAAAACCAUAUCAGUGUGAUAUCUGUGGUAAAUCAUACUCUCGUAAUAGUCAAUUGGUUAGUCACAAUCGCACUCAUACAGGAGAAAAACCAUAUCAGUGUGAUAUCUGUGGUAAAUCAUUCUCUUGUACAAGUUAUUUGGUUACUCACAAUCGCAUUCAUACAGGAGAGAAAACUUAUCAUUGUGGUAUCUGUGGUAAAUCAUUCUCUCAAAGCAAUAUCUUGACUAAUCACAAGCCUACACAUACUGGAGAAAAAUCAUAUCACUGUGAUAUCUGUGGUAAAUCAUUCUCUGAAAAUAACCACUUAGCUAUUCACAUACGUAUUCAUACAGGGGACAAACCAUAUCACUGUGAUAUCUGUGGCAAAUCAUUCAGUCAGGCAGUUUACUUGACCAGACACAAGCGUAUUCAUACAGGGGAGAAACCAUAUCCCUGUGAUAUCUGUGGUAAAUCAUUCUCUUAUGACUUUACCUUAACUAUACAUAAACGUAUUCAUACAGGAGAGAAACGGUAUCACUGUGAUAUCUGUGGUAAAUCAUUCUCUGAUGGCAGUAGCUUAACCAAUCACAAACGUGUUCAUACAGGAGAGAAACCAUAUUCUUGUGAUAUCUGUGGCAAAUCAUUCUCUGUUGGCAGUAACUUAACUCGACACAAUCGUAUUCAUACAGGGGAAAAACCAUACCACUGUGAUAUCUGUGGAAGAUCAUUCUCUGAAAGCAGCAGCUUAACUAAACACAAGCGUAUUCAUACAGGGGAGAAACCAUAUCGCUGUGAUAUUUGUAGUAAAUCAUUCUCUCAGAACAGUGGCUUAACUCGACACAAACGUAUUCAUACACGGUAGAAACCAUAUACCUGUGAUAUCUGUGGUAAGAUGUUCUCUGGAAACAGUCACUUAACUAUACACAAAUGCAUUCACACUCAAGAAAAAUCAAUUCACAGUGAUAUCUGUGGCAAAUCAUUUACACAAAAUCAUUUCUGAUUUAAACAAGUCUUUCCUUAUGAAGUGGGUCCAUAACACAGUGAUAUUUGUUGUAUAACAUUUCCUCAGAAGGACAAAGGACAUAUCUUAUAAAGACAUCCACAGAAUAUAGAAACUAUAUGAAUGUGACAUCUAUGGUAAAUCUUUGACAUGAAAUCAUCCAUUAUUGAAUCAAAAGAGCAUUGACAGAGGAAGGAAAACCUAUCACUGUGAUGUUAAACCUGAAUCAUUCUUUCAAAAUGGUGAAUUGUUUGUACACAGUUCUAUUAAUAUGAAAGAUAUAACUGUAACCUAAGCUAUUUGUGCUAAAUCAAUCUAUGAAAAUGGAUCAAUUAUUGAAAUGUAAAUGCAUUCAUACAGAAGAGGAACCACGAUGAUGAUGAUCCUCAUCAUUUAACAUUCUCCUAUUCAUGCUUCUAUGGAUCAGAUGGAAUUCAUUGAUGGAGAUUUUCUACAUAUGGGUACCUUUCUUGUGACCAAUCUUCACCUGUUUCCAAGCAAGGAAAUAUUUUCCCUGGUGAGACAUAUUUUACACAGAAGACUGGAAGUGAACAACUGCACAAGUAUGACGGUCAUGAUGGCCCUUUACGAACAUCACAUAAUAUCUGGACAUGGGUACAUACACAGACACAUACACACACACUCACAUAAACUAUUGUAUGUCUCAAGAAUUUCUUAUAGGAAAUAUCUUACAUGUUUUCUACACAUGUAAAAUAUUUUGAUUCCUAUUAGGAAAUGAAACA